Suncus etruscus (white-toothed pygmy shrew) is the source of this 948-nucleotide messenger RNA. RefSeq names its product myoneurin-like. Gene Ontology annotation, biological process: regulation of transcription by RNA polymerase II. Gene Ontology annotation, molecular function: protein binding; RNA polymerase II cis-regulatory region sequence-specific DNA binding; DNA-binding transcription factor activity, RNA polymerase II-specific. Lineage: Eukaryota; Metazoa; Chordata; Mammalia; Eulipotyphla; Soricidae. Gene Ontology annotation, cellular component: nucleus. The record is from RefSeq and is a predicted model, not a curated record.
AUGCAAAACUGUGAUCUCCCCUCACCCCCAAGAUGGAAGCAAGAGGGUGAGGAAACCUUGCUCCCUUUUUCCGAUAGAACAAGGGUGACCUUCUAUUCUGAUCCCAAAAUGCAGUAUUCGCACCACUGUGAACACCUUUUAGAGAGACUGAACAAACAGCGAGAAGCAGGUUUUCUUUGCGGCUGCACCAUUGUGAUUGGGGAAUUCCAGUUUAAAGCUCAUAGGAACGUGCUUGCCUCCUUUAGUGAAAAGCCAUACAAAUGUGAAUUAUGUGACAAAGGAUUUGCUCAGAAAUGCCAACUAGUCUUCCAUAGUCGCAUGCAUCAUGAGCAUAGUGGAGAGAAGCCAUAUGUCUGUGAUAGAUGUGGACAGAGAUUUGCUCAAGCCAGCACACUGACCUAUCAUGUUCGUAGGCAUACGGGAGAAAAGCCUUAUGUAUGUGGUACCUGUGGAAAGGCAUUUGAUGUUUCUAGUUCUCUUAUUACUCACUCUCGAAAACAUACAGGUGAAAAACCGUAUAUAUGUGGUAUUUGUGGGAAAAGUUUUAUUUCCUCAGGAGAGUUCAACAAAUGCUUUCGUUCCCAUACAGGAGAAAGACCGUUUAUCUGUGAGUUGUGUGGAAAUUCUUAUACAGAUAUUAAGAAUUUAAAGAAACACAAAACAAAAGUUCAUUCUGGUGCAGAUAAAACUCUGGAUUCCAGUGUAGAAGAUCAUACCUUGGGUGAACAAGAUUCCUUACAAAAAAGUCCCUUAUCAGAAACGUUGGAUGUAAAGCCUUCUGAUAUGACUUUACCACUAGCUCUUCCACUUGGGACUGAUGACUACCACAUGCUUCUGCCUGUCACAGAGAAUCAGUCCCCUCCAUCAGAUACGUUGUUGAGAUCAACUGCGAAUGGGUAUUCAGAACCACAAUUGAUUUUUUUUACAGCAAUUAUAUUGACUUUGUGA